GCGUUCCCACGGGGUCCUAUCGCGGCCCCGGUUGCCAAGGUGACCUAGGCAUACUUUUGUUUAGGCUUUACCAGGGGCCUAUGCGCUGGAUGUGAUUGCUGUAUGACCAUGGGACGGGAGGGGAAUUGGGACAAUGGAUGGAGGAAAGGGAAGCUGGGGUGCAUAUCUGAUAGAACAGGUAACUGGGUGUCCCUGCAGGAAGAAGGAAGUUGUCUUGCUGCCGUUCCGACCGGGACCCCCAAAGGCCGCCCAGUGCAACCAAGUUCUCACUCUUUCGGGCAUCUGCCACCUUCUCCGCCGCUCUUUUCUCAGCCUGCAGCAGCUGCUGGAUGCCCUGGGAUUGACUGGCCAUCUCUUCUGCCCAAGAGCCAGCAUGAGUUCUUCCUCUCGACAACGACAUAGGGAGAGACGUUUCAGAAAAUAUCUGUCUGCUGGACGGCUGAGCAAGGCUAAGUCCCUCUUUCAACGCCACCCAAAGCUGAAUAUAGAUGCUGGAGAACCACCACCACUCCAUCGAGCCUGUGCCCGUAAAGAUGCCCCUGCCUUUCAACUGCUACUCCAUCUUGGGGCUGACCCCACUCACCAGGACUGCCAUGGGAAUACUGCCCUGCAUGCUGCUGCCCAACAGGGUCCUAGUGCCUACAAGGACUUCUUCGUGCCUCUGAUGACACAGUAUCCCACUGCCAUGAAGAUGAAAAACAAGCAAGGAGAGACCCCUGGGGAGCUUCUGGGCUGGGAAAUGUCCCCAGAGUCAUCUUUAAAAGUUGAGGAAGAAAAAGAAAAGGCUGACAAAGAAAAAAAAUGGAGGCAAAAACUUCAGGAGGAGCUGGAGGAUGAGUGUCAAGAGAUGCUGGGGAGGUUUGAGGAUGAUGAGGACACCCCAGAGCCUGAGUCUUUCUCCGCCUGGUCUGAACGCCUGGCCCGAGAACAUGCUCAGAAACAACAACAGCAACAAGCAACAGAAAGAGCCCAGCAUCCAAAAUGUUCAUCCACCUCAUACCACAGCUGGCAACAGCAGGAGAAGGAGCGUUGUCUCUUCCAAGAGCGUGCUCGGACAAAGGAAAAAGAAUUGAGAGAAAGCCGAGCCAAGAAGGCCCAGGAAAGAGGGCAUUGUUGGGGAGACCCCACUAAAAUAAAGCUAUGGGGAGACUUCACCAAGGGCGGGGACAGACUCUGGUGCUUUGGAGAUAUACCCUGGCCCUGCCUUGGAGAGAGGGACCCUGAGGCAAUGGCAGAAGCCCUGGUGGCCAAGGGCCCCCCAUCCACAGAUAGGAGAGCCCUAAAAAGAUACUUGAGGACCCAGCAGGUUAAAUGGCAUCCUGACCGAUUCCUACAGAGAUUUGGGGGCCAAAUUGAAAGUAGGGAAAGAGAAAAAGUAAUGGAAAUUGUUACAGCUUUGUCCCAGGCCCUUAAUCGCCAUGCAGAAAACCUGAAAUGACCCAGAGAAAAAACACAGAGACUUGGCCCAUGUUUUUUUUUUUUCAAAGAUCAUUAUUUUAUUAUCUAUUCUUCAGGUAUUGUCUCAGAAACAAUCUAAUUACAAAAAUUUGGAAUGUUGAAUAAAUGCUGAUUGAUAAAAGAAAA
This is a messenger RNA of Monodelphis domestica (gray short-tailed opossum), 1584 nucleotides long. The record is from RefSeq and is a predicted model, not a curated record. NCBI's taxonomy places the organism in Eukaryota, Metazoa, Chordata, Mammalia, Didelphimorphia, Didelphidae.